Molecule: messenger RNA, 1220 nt
Organism: Nymphaea colorata (pocket water lily)
Lineage: Eukaryota; Viridiplantae; Streptophyta; Magnoliopsida; Nymphaeales; Nymphaeaceae
Product: fibrillin protein 5 homolog
Exons: 7
Coding region: 283-1098 (271 amino acids)
Source: RefSeq, a predicted model, not a curated record
ACGGUCAAGAUGUAAUUCUAGAUGAGCCGUCACCGGUUCGGCCAAUCAGGAGAUGUGGGGAUGUCCCAUUCCCUGUGAAUAUCAUUUUAUUUUGCCGAAGCAACUGCUGUGCAUUAAACCAAUGCACCAUUCUUUUUCAAAGUCUUCAAUGCCAAUGAAUACUUGGCGUCUCACUGUGUCUCCCACUCGCUUCUUCCUCUUCUUCUUCUUCUUCUUCUCCGGCUGCUGUCUUCUGUCAACCCUUUCUGGGGCUUGACACCAUUGUUGGGGCUAGGUAUCACCAUGGCCACAAAGCUUCCUGGAACACCAAUAAGGCCCUGCCAUGUGUCGGCCAAUAGGAUGACGAUGCAGAGGAUGAGAUGUAGCAGAGGAAUCUCAGCCACCCAUUUCAAGAGAUGGGGCUAUGCGGGAAGAGAGCGGAUAGUUGCAGGAAGCAGAAGGGGACUUGCCAUUAGAGCCGAGGAUGGAAGCUCUAGCGCUGCUGUGGCGGAUGAGGGGCAAGGAGCAGGAGUCGUCCCGGAGUACAGGAGUCCUGCUGAAAUCAAGGAGGCUCUGUAUCACUCACUACAAGGAAUCAAUAGAGGAAUAUUUGGGGUAGCCUCAGCAAGAAAAGCAGAGAUUGAAGGGUUGGUGAAGUCGCUGGAGUCCUGCAAUCCCAAUCCUGAACCAACUGGAGAUCUGGAGAAGGUUAGUGGGUGUUGGAAACUCAUAUACAGUACCAUUUCAAUCUUGGGCACAAAGAGAACUAAGCUAGGAUUGAGAGAUUUUGUCAGUCUUGAAGAUUUCUUUCAGACCAUUCACAUCGAUGAGGGAAAAGCACUGAACACCGUCAACUUUCAGGUGAAGGGGUUGAAGUUGCUGAAAGGGCAGCUCACCGUUGUGGCCAAUUUCAAAGUUACAUCUCCCACUAGAGUUGAAAUCGAGUAUCAGGAUUCAACAAUUGCUCCUGAUCAGCUUUUGAACCUCUUCAAAAAGAACUAUGACCUGCUUCUUGCUAUCUUCAACCCAGAGGGCUGGCUCGAUAUAACAUAUGUUGACGAGGAUAUGAGAAUCGGACGGGACGACAAGGGCAACCUGUUUGUAUUGGAAAGAGCAUGAAGGGCAAGAGAAACGCAUCAGUGAUCACACCAGGAGGUCUCCCUAGAGAAGCUCCAAGAUUCUAAAUACAAAGCUGUUCUCAGAAACACAGUUUUAUCAAUCAAUACCACGUUUCUAUCUUA